This is a messenger RNA of Macrobrachium nipponense, 1620 nucleotides long. RefSeq lists its product as uncharacterized. The record is from RefSeq and is a predicted model, not a curated record. The coding region runs from base 1 to 1620 and encodes 539 amino acids. NCBI's taxonomy places the organism in Eukaryota, Metazoa, Arthropoda, Malacostraca, Decapoda, Palaemonidae. The transcript has a single exon.
AUGGAUGCAGACAAUUGUAGUAAUGCACUCAUUUUGUAUGAGGCUGCUAUAAGUGAAAUCGAACGACGUUUGAAUGAGGUAAAACGUGUUGAACAGUUGUCUACAGCAGUAAUUAAGCUGCGUUUAGGGUCCCUUCAGAAAGCAGCUGAUUCACUACAGACAGCCGCUUCUGAAUACUAUAUGGAGAUUAAGGGUCGUGAAUUAGUAAAUGCUAUAACGAGGACUAACGGUUACCUCUCUAGCGCGGACAACGAAAUCUCCAAACUCACCGAUCGGUUGGCAGCACCCACACCCGCGGCGUCCGCGCCCGCGCCCACACCUGUUAAUCCGACACCUGCGGUACCUGCUACCCCUGGUAUUCCACAACCUAAGUUGCCUCAAAUUACGAUGCCUACUUUUGAUGGCAAAAUUGAGCAAUGGUACCCUUUUUGGACUGUUUUUAAAGAAGUUAUUCAUGAUAGGCAGGACAUGAAUGAUGUCAUCAAGUUUACUGUGCUGACUAGUUAUCUUAAGGGUAAAGCACGCGAAACCGUUGAUGGUUUAGCUAUAACUCCAGCUAAUUAUACUGCAGCGAUAUUCCUACUGAAAACUCGUUUUUUCAACGUUGGGAAAUUAGAAGAGAACUUAAGAAAUCGGCUAUUAAGUUUACCGCACCCUAAGCAUGAUGCAGAGCAACUGAUGGAUUUCCUUAUGAAAUGGAAUAGCAUCGUUCAUCAGUUAGACGCUUUACCAGGUAUUACGAGCGGCGAUUCUAAUGAGAAAGCAAUUAUCAAGCGGUGUUUAUCCAAGGAAACAUUGCAAGCCUUGUCUAAGAGAUAUGAUACUUGUGAACUCAGUGUAGAUCAAUUGAGAAAGGGCAUUGAGAAAUUAAUUGAGCGUUUAGGUAGAAGUAAAAUCCAUAACCCUACGCCAUCACCGUCCAACCCAGUUAAGAGUAGCAAGGAUCGUAACACGAGUUCGAAAAACGAGCGUCAAGCUAAUUCGCCUAGUAGUGCUUCCAGAACUAAUGUUAAAAAUACCCCUAAGAAUAUAACUCUUUCAUGUUGUUUUUGUCAAGGCGAACACAGCGGUAAGGUCUGCACGAAAUACAAUACUUUAGAGACUAGAAGAGCUCGUAUUAAUGAAUUACAACUAUGCUUUGGUUGUUUAAGAAAGGGUCAUCGUUUAUUUGAAUAUAACAGUAAGAGUAAGACAUGUUGUUUUAACUGCAAUGGUAAACAUCAUACAUUCCUAUGUGCUAGACUAUUACCUAAUUCUACGAGCGUCAAUGUAAAUUCGUCUCAGCAACCUUCUAGCACCAAAUCAGGUCGUAGUAGAGUUGAUAAUAAGCCUAUAGAAACAGCUCAAGCGCAGCCUAGUUUCAGUACUAGCCAGAAAUCCGCGGCCACGAGUAAUCAGAGUAAUUCUCAGAAUAAUGUUAACAGUAAUCAAGUAACUGUGAAAAAUGUCGCAUCUCUUCGACCGACAGCGUUACCGACAGCCACCCUUCUGUUGAGUAAUGAUGGGAAUCGGAUCCCGGUUCGAGCAUUUUUAGACAGCGGAUCUCAAAGAACGUUCAUUAACCCAGAUGUGUUUGAGAAAAUUGAACUUAGUGCCCAUUAUGAAAGCAAGUGGAACUGA